AUGGGAUCCCAGCGGACAGUGGCACUGCUCGUGGCCGGAGUGCUGUUCGCUCUCUGCGGACACUGCAGAGCCAGUUGUCCCGAGAGGAACCUGGAGGACCGGGAGGAUGAGGCCAACAUCGUUUUGACAGGGACCGUGGACGAGAUAAUCAACGUGGACCCGGUACACAACACGUACUCAUGCAAGGUCAGAGUGUGGCGUUAUCUGAAAGGCAAAACCAGCGUGGGCCGUGAAAUCCUGUUGGACGGAGGCAACAAGGUGAUGAUCGGCGGCUUUGGUAACCCCGGCAUCUGUGACAACCAGGUGUCCACUGGAGACACGCGCAUCUUCUUCCUGAACCCGGCCCCGGAGUACAUGGGCCCCGAGCACAAGACCGAACUCAUGCUCAACUCCAGCCUGAUGAGGAUUACGCUGCGCAACCUGGAGGACGUGGAGCACUGCGUGGAAGAAGGCACUGGGACAAGACUGUACCUGCCGCUCGCUCAGUACCCUCCUCUGCUCGCCCCUCAUUCCUGA
Messenger RNA from Knipowitschia caucasica, 516 nucleotides. NCBI's taxonomy places the organism in Eukaryota, Metazoa, Chordata, Actinopteri, Gobiiformes, Gobiidae. The record is from the annotation of a GenBank genome assembly.